Molecule: messenger RNA, 1658 nt
Organism: Cladophialophora immunda
Lineage: Eukaryota; Fungi; Ascomycota; Eurotiomycetes; Chaetothyriales; Herpotrichiellaceae
Exons: 3
Coding region: 492-1502 (336 amino acids)
Source: RefSeq, a predicted model, not a curated record
AGAUUAUGAAGCUGGCAAUGACGCUACGCUGUGCAGCUGGUUGCAAUUGAUGGCAGCUCAUACCUAUACGGCCCCCCCAGAAAACAGAUCCAUUGAUCUUAAGAUGGUAAUCAACCAGGCGUGAUUCGUCCCUGCGCUCUGUCAGGACAAGCAUAAAUCGCCCGAUGUCCCUUUUUGGAAGCGUUGCACGAGCUGAAAUUAGACAAUGGAUGCUGUGAGUACGGGUAUGCUUGCUUGCCAUGAUUUUAUAGCCCCUAACGGCACCCUAAUGAAUGCUCGACAACUAAUCCCUCGGGCCCUGCAUGCUGUGGCCUGUCCACCUCAGAGCUUCCCGAUCUGGAGCAGAGCUGCAUUGAAAUAUCCUCGGGCUGCCGAAAUUUAAACUGCAGCAUCCGUCGAGAGUCUCUCUUUUUCUCUUCCUCAACCUCCAGGACUGUCUCUCAACACCCCAUCACAAUCUUUCCCGCGUCUGCUUCUCAGUGUCCGUCAAGAUGCUGUCAACCAUCUCCGUUAAAGCUCUUUCACUUCUCGCAGCGUUCGGCGUUGUGAACGCCCUGCGUCCCAACACCACAUCUAUCUGCGACUACUAUACUCCUCUCCUGCUCGGGAAAGAGAACACACCCGAAAAUCAGCAGCAGCUCAUGGCAUUGAUUACCCAUACCUUCAUUCUGGGCAACUACACGACCCCCAACGUCGGUGUCAAAGUGGACGGGAUUGCAGGCCCCAAGACUUAUGAAGGUCACGACGUAAACCUCCUGCCAUACUUCACUGGGGGCUACUACUCCACCAACGAAAAUGGAAAACCUGUCGCCAAGAACUGGCUUGAUGAUGGAGGAGCAGGAGCAUUGCUUGCCAACAAGCCGGCCAACACAACGACCUCUAAUCAGUACAAACUCCUUACCCACGUGUAUCAGUACUUUGGUGAUUUCUAUGGGUGCUCCCAGCAGGGAGGCUCUGAUUUCCCCCACUAUCAAGGCGUCGCCAGCAUGUGGGAGGUGCACAAGUUCAUGGACCCCAACAUCUGGGAAUCUGGCUAUUUCAAUGAGCAGAUUGUGCUGGCCGGCAAAUCGAUCGGAUUCGAGGAGCCAGACGUCAACUUUACACGAGACGCUCUCGACCAGACGUUCACCUACCGCUGUAUUCCUCCAGCCGCCGUGAUUCCUCCAUCAGCGGGGCCUCAGCUGCAGACCAUCUGUAGCGAUGUCUACAGCUGUCCGCUUGCCGAGAAUGCCAACUGCUCUGCCUACCCGGAUAAUGGAUUCGUCCCUUAUCCUAAGAUUGCAAACGUUACACUUCUGCAGGGGGUGCCUAAGGAGAAUGACACACUUGGUUUAAGCAGCACAUCGGCCUCUUCGGCAAGCGCAUCGGCUACCGCUAGUGGGUCAGCAGCAAGUCCCAGUACCUCUAGCACCAACGCAGCUGCUUACACUUUGGCCGCAGGGAACCCAAUGAUGGCAUUUGGAAGCAUGGUCGCCCUUUUUGGCAUGACUCUCCUCCUGUGAGUAGUGACGGCUGGAAGGACUGGUGAUUCCGCAAAUCCAGGAGAACGUGGUGGAAUGGAGACAAAGUUGAACCGAAGAUGGAGCUUAAUAUAAAUAGACAUGAAAGGAGAAAGUCCCCUGGGGAAGCAUCUACGUACCUAAUUAUGAACAUGGUUG